AUGAACGACUUUGCAAAUACAGCCAGCUUAUUCAUCAUCGUCGCAAUUAUUGUAUGCGUCGUGUGUGCAACCAUUUUCUUCCUCUUCAGAGGAAGCCUCCAAGUGCACGAUUCUGCCAAUCAUGUAAUUCUUUUUUCGGAAACUCAAAAACAACCCAAGACCAGUCAAAAAUCUAAGCAAAAAACUGGCAAAGCUUCAAGCAAGAAGGCUUCAAAGCCUUGCUGUGAGAAGAGUGAAGGGGAAGUAACCGCGCCUGUCGAGGCAGUUGCAGUGACACCUAAGGAGGAACCCGCUGAAGAUGAAAAACAAAUAGACGUCGUGGAAAAUGUGGUGGAAUCACGGCCUGAUCCACCGAACCCCACCUCUCCCCCAUCUUCUUUACCAGCAACCGCUUCUGCUAAGAAAGGACCCUCAAGAAAGCCUAGUAAGGGUUCCACGCGACGGAAAUCGGUAGAGGUGUCUUCACAUAAUGGGAAUCUUUCGUAUUCGCCUAACAAAGUGGUCACAACCCUUUCCGCUCUGACUGAUAUGCAAAACAAGGUGAAACAACUCGAGAAAAAUCUAAAGCAACACAAGGCAGAUUUGGAGGCGUCUCGCCAGGAAACUGCCAAGGCCCGAUCUGAGUCGGUCAAACUGCGUCAGUGCAACGAAGACAUGGCGCGCGCGACCGAGACAUUGCGGACAAGCAUUGCCGAUUUGAAGGAGCGCAACGAGGCCAUAUCCAAGGAAAAACAAAAUCUGGAAGACCAAGUCAAGGUAACCGUGAAACCAGUGCCUGGGAGCCAGUCAUAUCGCGUGCUUUUUCGCUCUCUACGUUUAUUUUCGGUUACGUUUUGA
Mesocestoides corti is the source of this 837-nucleotide messenger RNA. The record is from the annotation of a GenBank genome assembly. NCBI's taxonomy places the organism in Eukaryota, Metazoa, Platyhelminthes, Cestoda, Cyclophyllidea, Mesocestoididae.